AUGACAAACAGUGAGGGAAGUCGUGCUUCGCAAAGGAGAAUGGUUGAGGGUGAAUCAAGCAAUGCAAGGGAGAGAAGGCUAAAAAUGCAAGCCGAUUUGGAAGCAAUGACUCAAAGGAUGGAAGAGUCUGAUGCAGAGGAGUAUGUCUACUCUGAGGAGGAGUCUGAGAGCGAGAGAUUGAGGGAGGAAAGGAGAACCAAGAAGAGGAAUGACCCCAUUAAGGACGGUGAUGGCUCUCCAAGUGAAGAAGGAAGUGAUGAGUCUGAGAGUGAAGAAGAAGGAGAGGAGGUGAAUCAAUUGGUUGAUGAGAGUGAGCAAGAGAGUAACCAAGAUGAGCCCAUGGAGGAGGCUGAGCCACAAGAGGAGGAGGAAGAACUCCCUAUGUACCAAGAGCACUACAAUGCUCUCUUCUCCAUGGACUUUGUGGAGACCAAGUACCCACAAGAUGACACAAUGAGGACUCUUGGGAUCUUUGAGGAUGUGGAGUUGGUACUCAAGAAUAUGCAAUUGGCAAGGUUCUUCUCUCACCGCAUGGAGUCUUACAAGGAGCUCACUUGUGAGUUUUUGGCAUCGAUGAGGUAUCACCAAUAUGAUGAGCUCGAUCGAGCUGAGUUGGACCAAGGCUGGAGUUAUAGCCAAAAGAGUGAAGACUGUCCAGACGGCUCUAUCGAGAAUCAGCGCCCAACCGGCAGACGGCUGGCCGAGGAACGAAUGUUCCGCGCUCGGCCAAAACCGUCCGUCCGUCUGAAGUCUCGGCCAAAGUUCGUCUCCGGCCGAUCACAUCACGACCCGGGAAACAUGUCCCGCGGUCGGCCACGCCACAACCACUCACGCCAGCCGCACACAACCAGCCGCGCGAGCCGGGAACAAAGCCUCGCGGCCGCGCAACCUCUCGCGUACCACGGCCGAUGCAUCCGUCCGAGCCGGGAAGACGUCCCACGUCCGGCCGAGAACCAUCGGCCAAUCUCAUCCGUCCGACCACAGCCGGCCGACGAGAAAUCAUCCGGCCACGACCGUUCCGACUCGACCACGACCCGACUGUCCGGCCGACCGUCCCGACCGACCGUCCGAACGCCGCGGUCGAGCCCAAAGCCGGCGCCGACUAGCAAGAUUAGAUGUCAAGCCCUCAAGCACCACCACCUUCAUGGGAUAGUCCUCCAAGACUAUCUCCUUGAAGACCAAGAAGAAACUUCUUCCUACCUUGAAGCAGCCGACCUGGAGACGUCUAGCCAAGCCGCAUCACAAGAAGAACACCUUCUAGCCACACCAGAAGAGGAGAUUGACCCUGAGCUGAUCGAGUUCGUGAAGAGAGAUCAAUUCCAUGAUCUGUUUUCAGAGUAUGCGCUGGAGCACAUAGAUCACUUUGACAAUCUUUGUGAUUCCUAUGGAGUUUUUGACUUUGAGAAGAAGAUGAUGCUAUUCAGCACAUCACUAGCUGGACCAGCACUAGAUUGGGCGCAGCAUGACCACUCUCUACAAUCGAGUCAUGGAUCGAUUUUAGAGAAGCUUUCUUGA
This is a messenger RNA of Microthlaspi erraticum, 1515 nucleotides long. NCBI's taxonomy places the organism in Eukaryota, Viridiplantae, Streptophyta, Magnoliopsida, Brassicales, Brassicaceae. The record is from the annotation of a GenBank genome assembly.